UCAUAAAUGUCCUGAAUCUGAUCUUACAUCUAAUGACCUGCUCUCUUUUUCUGCCCACAUAUUGCUUCUAAGAUCACUUCGCUAAAAAUAUCAAUGAGGUUAAAGGAUAAGGUGGCUAUAAUCACCGGGGCAGCAAGUGGUGUCGGCGAAGCAACGGCAAGGUUAUUUGUAGAAUAUGGUGCAUUUGUUGUGAUUGCCGACAUCCAAGAUGAAUUAGGCGAUCAAGUUGUCUCUUCGAUUGGGCCAGAUAAAGCUAGUUACAUACAUUGCGAUGUUACGGACGAAAAACAAGUUGAAGAGACAGUAAGAUAUGCUUUAGACAAGUAUGGGACGCUAGAUAUUGUGUAUAGCAAUGCAGGAAUCCUAGGAUCAGUGCGUCCGAUUCUUGACAUAGACCUGAAAGAAUUCGAGAAUAUGAUAGCUAUUAAUGUCUGCGGUGGUGCAGCCAUGAUAAAGCACGCCGGUCGCGCUAUGGUGGCGCGUAACAUUGGUGGAUCAAUCAUAUGCACGGCUAGUGCAACAGCAAUUCGAGGUGGGAUAGGACCAAGUGAUUACACAACAUCAAAACACGCAGUAUUGGGCCUGGUUCAUUCUGCUUCAUAUGAGUUGGGAAUGUAUGGUAUCAGAGUUAAUUGUGUCUCUCCUAUAACUGUUGCGACACCAUUGACAUGCAAGUCAUCUGUGUUCAAAAGUCUUAGUUUGGACCCAGAGCUUGUCGAAGUUUUUGCUUCUGUCACAUUGAAUCUGAAGGGAAUGGUUUUAAAGGCGAAAGAUGUAGCAGAGGCAGCUUUGUUUCUGGCUUCCGAGGAGUCAUGUUGCAUCAACGGACAUAAUAUUGUCAUUGAUGGUGGAUUAACAUCUACCAGUAACAUAUACCCAAUAGAUUAUUCGACGCUGAUAAUUCCAUUUUUGCGAUGGUCAGUCCACAAAUGCAUCGCAAAAUGUUCUUCCAUGUUUGCAGUUUGUAAGAGUUACCUGUUCAAUUAGCUGGAGGUCAAAAUACAUUUUUAUCAUUUCUACUUAUUAAAAUUGUUAUCUUUUACCCUUCUUAAUUAGAUUGAUAAUGAGAAUGAAGUUUU
This is a messenger RNA of Papaver somniferum (opium poppy), 1079 nucleotides long. Its product is annotated as short-chain dehydrogenase reductase 3b-like. The transcript is spliced from 2 exons. The coding region runs from base 94 to 987 and encodes 297 amino acids. NCBI's taxonomy places the organism in Eukaryota, Viridiplantae, Streptophyta, Magnoliopsida, Ranunculales, Papaveraceae. The record is from RefSeq and is a predicted model, not a curated record.